UCCCGUCGCUGAAAAGUUGGUCAUGUCACCAUUAUUAUGUUCAACCUAGGCAUUGAUGCUAUCAUUUGUUGUGCACCGUAAUCUGGAGUAUUGGUAUGGUCAUGAAUUUACUUUUAGGGGGGCCUACCUUGGGGUAUCUUUCCAUUUGCACAGUGAACUGUGCGUACGAGUAAAUUUCUAGUGCUAUCUAUCUGAAUGAUAUCUUGUAUGCGUGGUAGAGCAUGGCGAUUGAUAGGAACGACGAUACAGAAUACUGAAGACUUAGUUUGUUUUGGUUCUGUAACAUGUGUUGGCAAGGUGGUCGGAAACUAUUUGGGUUUUAAGUUACCAUGUCAUCGGACAGUGGAGCUUGAAUUGGUUGCUGGAUCACGGCUUUGCUCUUCUUUGUUGGGUCACAUCUUUAGCAUGAAAACUUUUGGUAGCUUCCACUGACGUGUCGGUCAUACGAUAGCAGUAGUGAGACCUACUGUUCGUGAUUUUCGAUCGUUGUGUACAUUGAGAUUUUGGAAAAAUGAUACGACAUUAGAGAGUGUUGGUUGUUAGGUUUUGUGAUCAAUUGAAGCUACGAGUACUUGUUAGUUGCGGAGAAGGAGGAUAGUGGUUUUCUUUUUGCUGGUUGCUCCAAGUUUCCGAGUAAAAGAAGUUCAGGUCGCAUGUUAGAGUUAUUGUCUCUACUACAAAUGGGCAAAUGGGUGUUAGAGCAUGAAAUGUAACGGGCAAGGAGCACUUGUAUUCGUUUUCACAAUUGAGUGAAAACUAAGAAGAUGUCUGGUCGCCAGACCAUUUUGAGAUUGAGAGGUCGUGGCGAUGGAAACGCCCGCAAUCGGCGUUUGUUCUUCCUGGUAUGCACAAUGGCGGGCAUACUGUUCCUUCUCUCACUUCAGCACAGCUCCUUCUCCAACCACCAUCUUCCCAUAGACCAAACCUUUACGAACACGCACCUUGAUUGGACUCUGUCAAAGGCGGUUACUGCGACGAAUAAUCCCUUCAUUGAGAACGAGGGAGGCUUGGAAAAUUCUGAGACUUUGGACCUCAAAAACAAGAUGUUACAAAGCAAAGUAGGGAAAAAAGAAGAGGAGAAGGAAGAAGCAGAUGCUAAAGAAGUAAUGGAGGAGGAGGAGGAGGAUGAUGAUAAGAGCGACGAUGUCAACGAUGCAAUUGAAAAGGAAGAGGGUCGUUUUGAAGGAUUGGCAUUACGGGAUGAAUCAACUAGCAACGAAAACGAAGCGUCAGAAGAGGGGGCUAGUGAUGAUGGAGUCCACAAGGUUGCAUUGAAAGCUUAUCCUGUCUGUGAUCAUCGAUUCACAGAGUUGGUUCCUUGCCUGGAUAGGGAUCUGAACCAUAAAAUGAAACUGAAGCUGAAUUUGUCGUUGAUGGAGCAUUAUGAACGGCAUUGUCCGCCGAAUCAUCUCCGCCUGAAUUGUCUCAUCCCACCCCCUCCAAAUUACAAGGUACCCAUUAGAUGGCCGAAGAGCAGAGAUGAAAUUUGGCAGGCCAACGUGCCACACACUUUCCUUGCCACUGAGAAAUCAGAUCAGCAUUGGAUGGUGUUAAGCAACGACAAAGUGAAAUUUCCAGGGGGUGGCACUCAUUUUCCAGAUGGUGCGGACAAGUACAUCGCCCAUCUUGCCAAGAUGCUCCAUAACAAAGAUGGUAAUUUGAGCAGUGCCGGAAAGAUCAGAACUGUCUUCGACGUGGGAUGUGGGGUGGCAAGUUUUGGAGCCUACUUACUUUCAAUGAACAUCUUAGCUAUGUCGUUGGCUCCUAAUGAUGUUCAUCAGAACCAAAUACAAUUUGCGCUAGAGAGAGGCAUUCCCGCAACAUUGGGUGUCCUCGGUACAAUGCGGCUUCCUUAUCCAAGUAAAUCAUUCGACCUGGCCCAUUGCUCCCGUUGCCGAAUUGACUGGAGACAACGGGAUGGAGUUUUGUUGCUUGAAAUAGAUCGGAUACUGAGGCCUGGAGGUUACUUUGUUUGGUCAUCGCCUCCAGUAUAUCGGGAUGAUCCAGCAGAGAAACAGGAGUGGAAAGAGAUGGCUGAUCUCGUCAGCAGGAUGUGUUGGACAAUUGCUUCUAAAAGGGAUCAAACGGUUAUAUGGGCAAAACCUCUUACAAAUGAAUGUUACGAGAAACGGCCACCUGGAACUUGGCCCCCGUUGUGCAGUGUCGCCAAUGAGCCAGACUUAGGCUGGCAGGAACGUAUGAAGAUUUGUAUCACUCCUUUGACACCUCUGAGCAUGCCUGGUAGGACUGAUUUGGUGCCGUGGCCCAAACGAAUGAAUAGUCCUCCCUCCAGGCUGAAGGAGCUUGGAUUUAACGAGAAAACCUUCAUGGAUGACACGAUUGCAUGGAAAAGAAGAGCGGAUCUGUACAUGGAGAGGCUAAGGGCAGGUAAACAAGUAGACCAUGAUAGUUUUCGGAACGUGAUGGAUAUGAAAGCAAACUUCGGCGGAUUCGCUUCUGCACUCGAAGAGAUGAAACUGCCAGUAUGGGUCAUGAACGUUGUGCCUAUUUCGGCACCAAGCACUUUGAAAAUCGUCUAUGACCGUGGCUUCAUUGGUUCUUAUCACGAUUGGUGCGAAGCAUUUUCAACUUAUCCACGAACAUAUGACUUGCUCCAUGCCUGUAAUGUGUUAUCGGAUGUCUACAACCAUGAUUGCAGCUCUAUAGACCUGCUCCUUGAGAUGGACAGAAUCUUACGCCCGUUAGGUGUCGUCAUUAUACGGGACAAGGUCUCCCUUAUUGAAGAAGUCAGGAAGCACCUUAACGCUCUGCACUGGGAUUUGUGGUCUGAUGUCUUUGAUGCCGAGAAAGACGAGGUCUCAGAUAGAGACGAGAGAAUUUUAAUCGUUCGCAAGCAGCUGUGGCAACCGGAGUCUAUAAUAUAGAUGUGAUGCUCUUUCAUUCAUUUCUCGAAACUUUAACUUGGAAUCAAAUGUUUUUUUUGCUUCUGGAUGGA
Physcomitrium patens is the source of this 2956-nucleotide messenger RNA. RefSeq names its product putative methyltransferase PMT3. The record is from RefSeq and is a predicted model, not a curated record. Gene Ontology annotation, molecular function: methyltransferase activity. Gene Ontology annotation, cellular component: endosome; cytoplasm; trans-Golgi network. NCBI's taxonomy places the organism in Eukaryota, Viridiplantae, Streptophyta, Bryopsida, Funariales, Funariaceae.